CGCUCUCGGUGGCGGGGGGGCAGUCCCGGUCCCGGCCCUCCGCACGGGUGGGCUCGGAGCAGGCCGCACCGGGCGGGAACCCCACUCCCACCCCGGAGGCCCUCCUGCCCUUUCUCCCCCUUCCCCCCGCGGCCCAUGGUGCGAGGCUGGGAGCCGCCGCCCGGGCCGGACCGCGCUAUCUCUGAAGGGCACAAAUCAGAAAACACCAUGCCUCCUAAUAAAGAGGCCAGCAGUCUUAAUAGCUCCCCUGCGGGGCUCAUCUGCCUCCCUCCAAUCUCCGAGGAGCUCCAGCUUGUGUGGACCCAGGCAGCCCAGACCAGUGAGCUGGAUGGCAAUGAACACUUGCUACAAACCUUCAGCUACUUUCCCUAUCCCAGUCUAGCAGACAUUGCCCUUCUCUGUCUACGCUAUGGGCUGCAGAUGGAGAAAGUCAAGACUUGGUUCAUGGCCCAGCGCCUCCGCUGUGGCAUUAGCUGGUCAUCUGAAGAAAUAGAAGAGACUCGAGCCCGAGUGGUCUACCAUCGGGACCAACUCCAUUUCAAAUCCCUUCUCUCUUUUACUCAUCAUGCAGGGCGGCCCCCAGAGGAGGUGCCUCCUUCUCCAGUGCCACCUCCACAACAAGUUGGUCUUGGAAUAGUGCCCCUGACUCUUAGCGAGCCCACCCAGAUGAAAGGAUUGAAGGUAGAGCCUGAGGAGUCCUCAGAGCCACUGAGUCACCAGAAAGCAAAGGAGCCCCCGAUGGCACCUGGCAGUGGGGCAUUCCCCCACCAAUCAAAUUUUUGGCAGGAUCUUCAAAGUAGUGGCCUCUCUAAGGAGCAGGCAGGCAGGGGUCCCAACCAGUCACAUGGCCGAGGUACUGCUUCCUGGAACCACUCCACAACUGUCCACCAGCCACGUGCUCGGGAUAAGCCCCCACCAAUCUCAUUACCUGCCAGUAGUUGUAAGCAGGAGUCAGCAUCUAAUAUGACUCCUUCUUCUUCCUCUACCUCUUCUUCCUCUUUCCAGGUACUGGCUAAUGGAGCUACUGCCACCUCUAAACCCCUCCAGCCACUGGGCCGUACCCCACAGCCACGGUCACCCAAUGAACAGGCACUACCCCCACAUCUGGAGCCAGCCUGGCCCCAGGGGCUAAGGCAUAACUCAGUACCAGGUAGGGUUGGCCCUGCAGAGUACUCUUCCCCAGAUAUGCAACGCCAGCGAAAGACCAAGCGCAAAACCAAAGAACAGCUGGCUAUCCUCAAGUCUUUUUUUUUACAGUGCCAAUGGGCACGGCGGGAGGAUUACUAUAAAUUAGAACAGAUCACUGGUUUACCUCGGCCGGAGAUCAUUCAGUGGUUUGGUGACACACGCUAUGCCUUGAAGCAUGGGCAACUAAAAUGGUUUCGGGACAACGCAGUCCCUGGUGCCCCUAGUUUCCAGGACCCAGCGAUUCCCACACCACCGCCUUCAACCCGCUCCUUGAAUGAAUGGCCUGAGACACCACCUCUGCCGGCUCCCCCACCCCCACCAGAUAUACGACCCUUGGAGAGGUACUGGGCAGCCCACCAACAGCUACGGCAAAGUGACAUCCCUCAACUGAGUCAGGCGUCAAGGCUUAGCACCCAACAGGUAUUGGAUUGGUUUGACUCUCGAUUACCUGAGCCAGCUGAGGUGGUGGUUUGUCUAGAUGAAGAGGAGGAAGAGGAGGAGGAAGAACUGCCAGAAGAUGAAGAUGAAGAAGAGGAGGAGGAGGAGGAAGACGAGGAUGAUGAUGUCAUCAUACAGGACUGAGUGGGCGGCUGGGGGCGGGGAGGUCUGUUACUAAAAGAUGAACCAACUUAGUAACAUUUAAACAAAGAAACCACAUUUUUUAAAAUUACUUUGUGGCAAAGAACUGAAAAGUUUUGUGUUCUUGAGGUUGGUGGACAGGGAGAUGUAGUGAGGGUGGACCAGGGAGGAUGACCAUAGCGCACAAAGUGAUGUGAGGAUUGGAAAUCCAGACCUCUAGCCUCAGUGAAGAGAGCACUAAGGAUCUGGUCCAAACUACGAGCCAGAUAAAGGCUCUUGCUCAUAGCUGCUGUUCUUUUCCCUUAGUGUACUACAGAGAGGCCAGACCUUGGCCCCACGUCUAUAGGAGGAUUGGAAAGGAGGAGUAAAGAAUUUUGAUUCAAUUGAUGAUUCCAGUGCCUCCCCCAGUCCCACCAUUUUCUCUGGAAUAUAAGGCUGCCUUGCACCCCUUUCUCUCUGAGCACAAGUCCAUGCACAAUGCAGCAAAGAAUCUCAAUAUGUCCCAGUCUUAUCACAAACACUCUCUUCCUCAUACCAACUUGACUGUGUAUGUUUCACCUGCUUCAUUAUUGUCACACAGGUAGCAGAAUGUUUUCUGAUACUGGGACCACUUUGCCUUGUACCUUUUUAACUCUUUCCAGAAUCCCCAUUCUGUUCACUAUUUGUCUCAGGGUAAAUCUUCCCCACGGAGCUUGUGAAAAAGUUUAAUGAUUUGGUGGAGAAUAAUUUAGACCAGAUAUUUAUUGGAGAUGGGACUUAGGGGAGAUGUCCUUUAAAAAAGUAGAUUAGGUUACAGAGGGAUAGAGGAGAGGGAAUGGUUUCGACUGUUCAGAAGGAUGGUGCAGGUAGGUUCCAGGUUUGGUUUUACAAACCUGACACUUCCUCCUGCCUAGCUUGACAGACAUUGAUUUGUCAUCUUUUUGGUGUUGGUUCAAUUUUUGUCCAGAAAAGAGACUUUUUCCUCUCUUUAUAAGAUCUGUCUUGGGGACAAAGGGACCAUGGUCUUUAACUGAACUAAUUAUUGAUGUGUUAGAAUGGUUCUCAUCAGUUGGGGUCAGAUAUAACGAUAUCAGUGGGUUAACCAUCUAGAAAUAAAAGAGUGGAAGGCCCAAAUUUCUAGAAUAAUAAUAAAAAGGCCAAAAAUAAAA
Molecule: messenger RNA, 2915 nt
Organism: Ceratotherium simum simum (southern white rhinoceros)
Lineage: Eukaryota; Metazoa; Chordata; Mammalia; Perissodactyla; Rhinocerotidae
Gene: HOMEZ
Product: homeobox and leucine zipper encoding
Biological process (GO): regulation of transcription by RNA polymerase II
Cellular component (GO): nucleus
Molecular function (GO): DNA binding; DNA-binding transcription factor activity, RNA polymerase II-specific
Source: RefSeq, a predicted model, not a curated record